This is a messenger RNA of Paramuricea clavata, 1678 nucleotides long. NCBI's taxonomy places the organism in Eukaryota, Metazoa, Cnidaria, Anthozoa, Malacalcyonacea, Plexauridae. The record is from the annotation of a GenBank genome assembly.
AUGAGGUCAGUUGAGAAAUUAAAAAAUUCUAACCCGGCAAGAUGGUGGAAAGAAGUGAAAGCCAUUGGUGGUCUCUCGUCAAAAAAUUCUUGGUAUUCUCAGCUAUUUUCUGAUGAUGUUCGGAAUUGCGAAGAACUGGCCGAAAAUUUUAAUAACUUUCUUACUGCCCUUACAUCACAUUUUGACCCUCUAACUCUCGACGAAAUCCAGGAGGGCCUAGAAGUACCAAACCAUUACCUCGUUGACGCCCAACAGAUCUAUAUGAAACUUAGUAAAAUUAAAACCACAAAAUCACCGGGUCCUGACAUGUUUCCAAAUAAAAUCCUGAAAACAUUUGCCUUUGAGCUUGCCCCAGUUAUCUCAGACAUUUUCAACUCAUCCAUGACACAAGGCACCUUCCCAAAGGCAUUGAAGAGAUCUAUUGUAGUGCCUGUCCCUAAGGUAUCACCCCCAAAGAGUAUUGAAGACGACCUACGACCAAUAUCUUUAUUUAACAUCCCAGAUCGCCAAAGUUAUGGAGGAUUGUACUUUGGACAAUUUUUUUCCUGAAGUUGUAAAUAAACUUGACACCAAACAAUUUGCACUCCCAAAGAAAUCAACGACCCACGCUUUGGUCUACCUUUUACAUUCAAUCUUGGUUGCUCUUGAGAGAGGUUCCUGUACUGCCAGAUUGUUCUUUGCAGAUUUCAAGAAAGGUUUUGACCUAGUAGACCACAAUGUUAUUAUUAAAGAAUUAACCCUGCUUGGUACCCAUCCCUCUAUAAUUCGGUGGAUUAAAGCCUUCCUCUGCGAUCGCGAACAAUGUGUCCGGGUGGGAACUUCUAUGUCCUCUUGGAAGAAAACAAAUGGUGGCUUGCCACAAGGUACAAAGUUGGGUCCAUUAUUGUUUGCUGUUCUCAUUAAUUCCUUACUCAAAAACUGGCCCAGUAGGAUCAAGUUUGUGGAUGACACCUCAGCCCUAGAGAUUAUACCACGUUUUUCAUCCAGUUUAAUGCCAUUAGUCGUAAAUGAAAUCUCGGACUACGCCUUAGAACGUGGAAUGGAACUAAAUUAUAAGAAAUGCAAACAAAUGUUGAUCAACUUUCUUAAAUAUAAAGGAUCUGAUGAUGAAAACCCGAUCUAUGUUGCAGGUAAACCGGUGGAAACUGUGUCCUCUUUCAAACUCCUAGGUGUAUGGAUAUCAAACGACUUGUCAUGGAAUACUCAUGUCGACAUGGUAUUGAAAAAGGCAAAUUCUCGCUUAUACGCAUUGCGUCUGUUAAAAAAGGCUGGUCUUCAAGCAUCUGACAUCGUCCAAAUAUAUAUCUCAUUCAUCAGAUCCAGAAUUGAAUAUGCAUCCCCUGUAUGGUCGUCAAUACCUAAAUCAUUAUCUGACAUUCUCGAAUCUGUUCAAAAGAGAGCAUUGAGAAUAGCUUAUCCAGAUCUGUUAUAUGAUGAAGCCCUUGAAAUUUCAAACUUACAGUAUCUGAGUACUCGUAGAGACAUCUCUUGCAAGAAAUUCGUCGAAUCUCUGCGACGUGAUGUUUCACCCUACAACCCUUUGACCCAAAUUAUGGAAAUUCGUCCCGGGGUAAAAACUCAUGAUUAUGACUUAAGGAAUGACAGAACGGCCGAACAACCUUUAUGGUCAGAAACCACUGAACGGUUAAAAAACUUCGUGACUAGGAAAUAUUAUUAG